AUGGACGAGGUGGGUCGCGUGUUCUUGGUGAGGAAGACGGUGCUGCAGAUGCUGCAGGAUAGGGGCUACAUCGUGCCGCAGUCCGAUCUCGACAUGGAUCGCGAUUCGUUCCGAUCGAAAUUCAUGGGCGAAUCGGCCCUCAAUCGCGAGGCGCUCACGCUUCUCAUGCAGAAGAAGGACGACCCGACGGAUCAAAUCUUCGUCUUCUGGCCCGAGGAUCUGAAGGUGGGCGUCCGCCCGGUGAAGAAGUACUGCGAUCGCAUGAAGGAGGAGGCCGUCUUCCGUGCCAUCGUCAUCAUCCAGCAGACUCUCACCGCCUUUGCCAAGCAAGUCUUCGCCGAAAUGGCCCCGCGCUACACGAUCGAACAUUUCCAAGAGGCCGAGCUCCUCGUGAACAUCACCGAACACAUCCUCGUCCCCAAGCACAAACUCCUCACCGAACUGGAGAAGCAGACCCUUCUGGCCAAGUACAAGCUCGAGGAUUCGCAGCUCCCACGAAUUCAGGUGAACGAUCCCGUCGCGCGCUACUACGGGCUCCAGAAGGGCCAGGUGGUGAAGAUCAUCCGACCCUCCGAGACUGCAGGCCGCUACGUGACCUACCGGCUCGUUGUGUAA
Acanthamoeba castellanii str. Neff is the source of this 615-nucleotide messenger RNA. RefSeq names its product RNA polymerase Rpb5, Cterminal domain containing protein. The transcript has 2 exons. Gene Ontology annotation, biological process: DNA-templated transcription. The record is from RefSeq and is a predicted model, not a curated record. The coding region runs from base 1 to 615 and encodes 204 amino acids. Gene Ontology annotation, cellular component: RNA polymerase I complex; RNA polymerase III complex; RNA polymerase II, core complex. Gene Ontology annotation, molecular function: DNA binding; DNA-directed RNA polymerase activity. NCBI's taxonomy places the organism in Eukaryota, Discosea, Longamoebia, Acanthamoebidae.